Messenger RNA from Mollisia scopiformis, 1273 nucleotides. RefSeq lists its product as uncharacterized. The record is from RefSeq and is a predicted model, not a curated record. Gene Ontology annotation, biological process: regulation of transcription by RNA polymerase II. Gene Ontology annotation, molecular function: transcription coregulator activity. The transcript is spliced from 2 exons. Bases 99 to 1070 code for a protein of 323 amino acids. Lineage: Eukaryota; Fungi; Ascomycota; Leotiomycetes; Helotiales; Mollisiaceae. Gene Ontology annotation, cellular component: core mediator complex; mediator complex.
GGGAGCAAUUGGAAAUCACGCUAAGCCUCGCCAGUUCAUUUCGCGAUUCAGCGUUCUUGUUGACCUGGACAACUACAGCUCAGAACAUCUGCAAACCCAUGGAUGCCAUUAUUGACAAGCACUUCGAGCGCGUGGAAAAAGCUUUGGCAACUCUGAUCAACUCGAUUUCAACCUACAAUCCGAACCCAUCUCUUGCCAAUGAUCUUGUCACCGCGGACGCAGAGCUUAGCCAAGGCUUAGAGCAAUUAACCACCCAUCAAAACAAUCAUUCGAAGCUCCUGGCCCUUCGCGCGACAUCCAGCGCCCUUGAUACCCAAAUCCGCGAGACGUUGACCCUCCUUGUCACCACCCGACGCGACCUCAUCGCAACACCCGCCUCUUCAUUUCCUACAAACACAAACCCUGUAACUACCACCGAACUUCUAUCAUACGCCCGCCGCAUCAGCAAAUUCACUCUCCCACCUACAACUCGGCAGACGGACCACCAAGCAACAUCUGGCGAUGCCGGAGACAAUACCCCCAAAGAGCCACAAUCGCAGACACAAACAAAUGGGACGACGACUCCCGUGGUAGCUACAAACGGCGUUAUCAGCGGAGAACAAACGCAAGCCACGCAAUCCCAGGCAGCGCCUAGCUCGGCGAUGGAUAUUGAUCAAUCGCAACCAGUAGCAGGGGAUACGCAAACCACGGACACAACAGGCGUAGCUACCAACUCGCAAAUAUGGGGGAGCUUCUUUGAUGCCGCAAGAGAGGGGAUGUGGGUCCCGUGGCCGACGGAGGAGACUAUUAGGAGGGGUAACUUGGCUAGUAUCCAGGUCUUGCUUGAUCAGGGAGUUGAUCCUUGGACGUUUGAUCCGGAGAAGAGUGCUGAGUUGGAGGCGGAUAGGAAGAGGAUUGCGGAGGAGGAAGAUAUGGCUAGAGAGGUGGAUAAAGCUAGAGUGGAUGAGGAGAGGAGACGAGAGAUGGAGAGGAGGAUGAGUUCUAGUGGUGGUGCUGGGAUGGAGAGGAGGGAGGAGGCACCGAAGGUGUUUCAGUUGGAGACUUUUGACGAUGAUGAAGAUGAUGACUGAUGGGUCAGUCUGUACUUGGAGAGCAGAAUGUAUUUCUUUCUUCUGCGGGCAAUUCCAGAGUUGGGCUUAGCAAUUGGAUCAACUUGCUAGUCAGAACUGGAUUUCAUGCAGCUCAGGUGCUUAGAUUCCUGCAACACAUUUCGAGGGCAGAGCCUUCAUAGACUUAGUGGGACAAUGUAGCAAAUUGAUUCCAGUAUCUUCGC